This is a messenger RNA of Pipistrellus nathusii (Nathusius's pipistrelle), 846 nucleotides long. NCBI's taxonomy places the organism in Eukaryota, Metazoa, Chordata, Mammalia, Chiroptera, Vespertilionidae. The record is from the annotation of a GenBank genome assembly.
AUGGGACAGCGGAGCCCGCCCGGCGCCCCCGGAGCCCCGCCGCCGCCGCCGCCGCCGCUGCUGCUGCAGCUCCUCCUGCUGCUCCCGGCGGCCCACGCGGCGUUCACCGAGGUCCCCGCGGACGUGGCGGCGCGGGAGGGGGAGGACGUGGAGAUGCGCUGCGCCUUCCGGGCCCGCGGCGCCCCGUCCGCGCUGGAGCUCCAGUGGUGGCUCCUGCGGCCGCCCCGCCAGCCGCGGCCCGAGCCGGCCCUGAGCGCCCGGAGCCAGGGAACCAGCACGGAUGCGACUAAGAUCAGCGCCGUGCGUGUCCAGGGCCCGGCCAUCUCGCACCGGCUGCGGCUGGCGGCCGUGCGGCGGCGGGACGCGGGCGUGUACGAGUGCCGCGUGGCGGGCGCCGGCGCCGCGGACACGGACACGGACGCGGACACGCGGGGGCGCGCGGCCCGGGCCCUGCUGCGCGUGCUGCCCCGCCCCGCGCCGCCCCGCGUGCAGGUGGCCGAGGCCGCGUCCCACAUGCAGGGCGGCGGCCCCCGGAGUCCCGGCCCCGCGGCCAGCGUCCCCCGCCGCCCCACCGCCCCGCCCGGCCGCGGCUCCCGGAGCCCGCCGCCGCCUCCUCCUCCUCCUCCGGGAAGCCCGUCAGCCACCCCCGGCCCCGGGGUCCCCGAGGCCGCCACCCCCGAAGCCCCCGCAGCUGCAGCCGCUGCUCCGUCCGCUGCCCCGCCCGGCCAGGGGGUCCUGCGCCAGCGGCCUGGCUCCGGCACCGGCCCCACCUCCUCCACCGACCCUCUCCCGGCGCUGCUCCUGGUGGCUCUGCCCUGGCUCCUGGGCCGGCUGCUGGGGCUCUGA